This is a messenger RNA of Dermacentor albipictus, 10530 nucleotides long. Lineage: Eukaryota; Metazoa; Arthropoda; Arachnida; Ixodida; Ixodidae. The record is from RefSeq and is a predicted model, not a curated record.
GAAGCGUACACGAGAUGCACGCAACCCUGUAGUUCCCGCUGCACCGCGAUAUCCCCCCCUCCUCUGCUUUUAGACAAACAAGUUUACAUUUCCUUUUUCGCUUCGGUCACGUAUAGCGGGUGGGGCUGCUUCUGUUGCUGCUUUUCUCUUGUUCUUUAGUGAUGUAAGAGGGCCUUCACGGUCACGCAUGGGAGAUCAAGCAACGCUGAUGUAUAAAAUGAGGCCUCAAAGGGACCUGCUCAAGGCGCUUUGGAAGAUUCUCGGAAGGCCUGCGAGAGCAAGCAACUGAUGCCUCUCUGGCUUCAGAGAAUUGGGCACUCAACAUGGAGAUAUGCGACAUUGUCAACGACACCGAUGAAGGGCCAAAAGAUGCAAUCCGCGCGAUACGCAAGAGGCUCAUGCAGAAUGCGGGCAAGAACUACACAGUAGUCAUGUACGCUCUCACCGUUCUGGAGACGUGUGUGAAGAACUGCGGCCGUCGGUUCCACCUGCUGGUGUCGCAGAAGGACUUCAUCCAGGACCUGGUCAAGAUGAUUGGCCCCAAGAACGACCCACCCACCGCUGUGCAGGAGAAGGUGCUCAGCCUCAUACAGUGUUGGGCAGAUGCAUUCCGCACACACCCGGACAUGCAGGGUGUCGUCCAGGUGUACACCGACCUGAAGAACAAGGGUGUCGAGUUUCCCAUGACGGACUUGGACUCUAUGGCACCCAUCUACACACCACAGAGGAUUGGCGAAGCAGCACAAGAGUCACGGACAAAAAGAGACAGCGUUCCGCUGACGGCACCACCACCUACGACACUGCCUCGGGUGAACCCGUAUGCGGCCCACGGCCGACCCGUGGCCCAAAGCGAGGUGGAGUCGGGAGCGCUGCCACCAAGCCCCGUGGGUCUGACACCCGAGCAGCUGAACAAGCUGCGCAAGGAGCUGGACAUCGUCCAGCGCAACAUGACAGUGUUCGGCGAGAUGCUGACCGAACUGGUGCCCGGUCAGGAGCAGCACAGCGAGUGGGAGCUGCUCCAGGAGCUGCAGAAAACGUGCCAUGCCAUGCAGACGAGAGUGGUGGAGCUCAUCAACAAGGUGGCCAACGAGGAAGUCACAGGGGAAUUGCUUCGGAUCAAUGAUGACAUGAACAACCUGUUUCUGCGUUACGAGCGCUUCGAGAAGCGGAGGACAGCCAUUGUUACGGGACAGGUCAAGGACACCUCUGCCACGGCCACUGCACAGAAUGAGAACUCAUCCGCUUCAGAUGCAGCACCUCUCAUCGACCUGGGUGAGCCAGAUGUAACCAGUGAUCUCCAGAAGCUUGCGUUGGGACCUGCUGGGACUGGAGGGGCAGGUUCAAACCCGGCGGCCAAACCCUCGGGCGACGAGUUUGACAUGUUUGCGCAGUCCCGGCACAGCAGCGACACAAAGCCCAGUGGCAGCACGUACGCUGACAACACCAACAUUGACCAGCUCGCAGUCGGUCUCGGGGCACUAGCACAAGUCAGAGGGCAGAAGGUGGAAGUGGAAACCCUUCAUGAGAGCCACAGAGAGAGAGACUUCGACGAGAUGGAAGAGUGGCUAAGGGAAAAGCCUUCCGAGACUGGCCAGGAGUCAAUUACCAGCACAGAGUUUGACCGGUUCCUAGCAGAACGAGCAGCCGCGGCGGAACGGCUUCCUCCUGUGACCGCGGGAUCCACAACGGCAACAGCGACAUCCAUCGGCGGACCCGCCAUGCCACCCGCACCACCACCAUCCCGGAAUCGCGUGGAGCGGGACGAGAAAACGGAGAACAGCCUGUUCGCCUUGUAGACAUAGGGGUAUAGAAGUCAGGGGAGGUCGGUCAUGAGAGGGAGGUGACGUUUUCGUAUACAAGACGAUGUGGUCGACUGUAGAUGUGUUCGUGUAAAGUUGAGGAGGGAGAAAAAGUGUGUAAAGCAAAAUGUGCGACACUGGCCAGCACAGUGUUGUUGGGUUAGCAGAGUUUCGUGCAUGGCAUUUUGUGGACAGAUUUAUUUUUUGAAGUCUCUGCACUACGACUAUUCCAUGACAGGAGUAAUUUUGGUGGUGUUGGGCAGUUGAAAUUACUUUUGUUGAUGCUUUCGCUCACUUUUGGAGCACAGGUUAGCACCACGUUUUUUGGGUGUGGACCGUGGACUUUGUACAGGAAAGUGCAUUGCAGUAGCAGCCGUAUCUCUUGCGACUUUGGCAGAUCAAAUUUUUUUUUUCCUUGUUUCAGCUCAGCUGCGGCCAGAAGUUUUCGUUUUAUCCAUUUCGUAACGUUAUUAGGUCUCAAAGGAAAGGAAGGUGCAUGUAAUCUAUACACCAUAAACACUGACAUCUUCAAUUGCUAGGAAGGCAAUGGGUGUAUGUUUAAACAUCUUAACUUUUCAAAACUCAUUUGCAAAGCAUGUUCGAGUCCUAAAGAUGUCCAUGUAAUUGCAUAAGAGGUGUGAAUUUCUUGAUGCAUCUGUGAGCCUUGUUAAGGGGAGACCCUGCAUCUGCGAACUCUUCUUUUAUUUCCCGAGUAGAUUUUAAUCAAAGUUGCGGAGUUUAUGUAUUUCCAUGUGCUAAUUUAAGAUAUACAUUCAGUUUUCUUGCAUAGUAAAUAUAUGUUUCUAUAAAUAUAAGAAGUUCAAAACUUGUUUGGGGUGGGCUAUUUACUAAACUAUAUAUGGUUUAAUCUGUAUUAGCAUAUAAAAAUGAUCUUGAGUAAUCGGAGCAUACAGUGGUACAAGAAUGAAUGCUCUAGACUGAUUUGAACCAAAGUUACAGCAUGUCAGUUUUUUUGAAGUGUGGGCCCCUAGUAAAACCCAGGACAAAUUACUUUCUGAAAAUGUAUGUUAUAAUGUUUUUCUAUAUUCUCUAUUUGUGUACCUUUCUGACAAAAGAAAUAAUUAUACUGAUAAGAUAAGUAGAACCAGAAAUAUUAUCACUCCAAAAUAGGGACACCACCAGAAAUGGGGUUUAGAGAAAACAAGGAAAAACAUUCCACAACAUGUUUAUGAUGAUUAUAGCAAAGGCUAGAUCAAUCAAGGAUGAUACAGGGAUCCAGUCAAGUAAGAAUAAAUGCUUUAUACCAAUCUGAAGCAGUGGGACACACAAAGGUGUUUGGGCCAAUUUUCAGCUCCAAAGAGCAGGGUCUCCCCUUAAAAAAAGCAGCCAGAUUGUUUGGUGGACUUGGUUAGAGUGUAAAUACAGGGUGAUAAAACUGUAACAUAAAACUAAUCUAAUCAUUUGGAAGCUAUAGACCAGAAGAGGAUGCAGAGUUUGCAGAAAUGCACAGAAUCACAUGGAAUUAUUACAAAAAAUGAUAAGUAGUUGCAUUUGCUUUUGAGAGGUGGCACUGCUUCAGCCCAGCUGAUGUUGUGACACAACUGAAGCGCCACCUGUUGGUGACAAAUGUAACCAUAACUAAAUGACCUCUUGUUUAUGAAAAAAAAAGUGGGGGUCCCUUUUGUUUGUUUUUUUAAAAACAGAAUCUUACUACAGUCUAUAUUUCAAAAAAUUAUUAAAAUAUUACAUUUUCUGUUACUUUUGGAUCAUCCUAUGUAUCUUAUCCUAUCUUGUUCACAAUGGAUACCCUAAAACCAAGCUAAGCAGUGCUGCCUCAGUGCAAGGCAUGAUUUAUGUAUGAUGUCGUCUUUGAUCAAAGGCAUUUAUCACUGCUGGGACUACCGUGUAAUGGUCGUGUGUCUGGUUUUUUUCAAAUGUUUUUGGUGUUCUGCCUAGCAAGCCUGUAUUUAAGACUUCUGACAGCAGGCAUGCUGUGAUGUUUCUUGAGAAUCGGAUUUGUCAUGAAAAGAGCAUAGUUGCCUUUGGGUGAUUGGAGAUUCAACAAUUCCAUGCCAUGAAGUGGCUGCAGUGCCGUUUCUUAAAAUGUAGACGUUGGAAGGUUUGUCUUGAACGUGAGCUUGGAUGUUGUUUUAGGGUGCUGACAAAAUAGGGCGUCAUAUUCUAGAGUGGCAUUAUGAAGAAGGUCAAGGUGACAAACACUUGUCCAUAAGUGAGCUUCUUUAUUUAUUUUUUUCCUUCUAAUAAGUGGCAUUCUUGCAUUUUUGUCAUUCACAAGGCAUGCUAGAGUUCAUUGAUGUGCUAUGCCGAAAUGGCUUUAAUAUAAUGUUCCUGGCAUUGUUGGGAAAACAGCAGUGCAACCGAGAAAAUCUUUUUAAUGUAGGUUAGUUGGUUUCAAGAUGAGGGCUGUAUUUUAACUAGUGCCGCUCUCGGGAAAGAAUGUGUCAUAGAUGAGCAUGCAUCAAGGUCCUUGUGGUUCCCUUUGUUGAUGAACUACAGGUAUGAUGGGAGGUGUCAUUCUUAUGUUAUAGUGGAACCUUAAAAGAAUACUCCAAAGAUGCUUACUAUACGAGAAAGAGGUGCGAUAUGAACAUUCUGUUACCAGUGUUCGCGUUCUUAGUUGUAUAAACCUGGAAAUCUUAUAGCCUAAAAUGUAUCGUGGACGAUCUGCUAUCUUUGUUCACAAGCUGUGCCGUCACAGGCACGCUGCCAUGACACUCAUUACAUACGUGAACCGGCACAUAGUUUCAACAACCAAAACACAGAAAGGUAACAGCGAUGACCGGUGAAUGGAAUAUUGAACCUUUGUUAAUAACUUGCUCAUAAGUGACAUUUUACAACUCUGGUAGAACAAGGUUGUACGCUAGCAACGCAUACCCACAGCAUGCAAUGCAGUUUUCAAGUCUUGCUUGGUUUUGCGCCUGUGUUUGCGGAGUCUUUCCAAGGUGGCUGUUUGCGUUGCAUUCCAAUGGAGCAGCAGAAAGUGUGCGGAAAUCAUCACACUGCCAAGGCAUUGGUUUUUUGUGUCAUUCUUACAAAAUUGCAACCUGAGCUAGUGCAUAAGGAGUAUCCACAAUUAUGUGCAUGAAAGGGAAAAAAUUGUCGUCCAUCCAAAUGUAGCACGAAGCUACAAAGGAAACCCACAUGGGUUUCUCAUAAAGAAUUCUUCACAUUUUAGGAAAUAUUCAUCCUAGUCCUGGUGCGGACUUGGAUGAAUUUUUCCUAUGCUGCAAAGUAUAUGAGAAAUCCAUGUUGGUUUCUUUUGUAGCGUCGUACUGCAUUCAGGUGGACGACAAUGUUUGCUUUUCGUGAUACUUCCUCUACAUUGUGGGAUUCUGCAGAACUGAUUUGCCAUGUUACGUGCGUGUCGGCUCAUCUUGAGUGUCAUUAUUGCGUGGACUUUAACACGAGACUGACAGGGAUGUUUUGAAGUCAUUCUGCACAGAGAACAUUGGACUCUUGUUCUUUAUUAGUCUGGCACCCUGUUCUCUUCCUUCAAUGUAGUGUUCAUGACAAACACUUCUUUUUCCUGUUAUUUUCAUAGCAGACUGUGAUCUCUUUGGUUGUGGUUAUUCCAGUUGUGGGCUGCUAUUAUUCUUAAGGUAACACACCUCUGCUUCCCCACGCUGUGAACUUCCUUUUAAGAGCUGUGUUCUUUCAGUGGCAUUGAACUUUUGGCAUUGCUUGGUUCCUAUGAAACGUGUUGAGUUUCAUUAGCAUAAAAAACAGUUGUUCCUGCAAGUGACCUGCGAAUGUCACAAUUUUGAUGCACUUCAGUCACUUGAAGCUCUCUUGUUAGUUUCCCAUUGGGGCCUGAAGUAGAUUAUAUGGGCAUAUAAUUCAAGUAUAGCAUGCUUGUCACUGGAGCACUAAAUGCAGGUUGUGGGAACUCUUGGCAUGUUUGGGCUUUCCAACUCUGUCUGUGCUGUAAAUCAGGCAGGACAUGGUGCUUGAAGGAACUUUUUAGAGAGUGAUGGGCUCCAUGACUGCUACAAAUUUAAGGGACACUGCUCUUUAAAUAACGCAUUGGGCAUGACUAAGCAUGUAUUUAGCAAGUAGCACGCUAAGGUGCUGGGCGCCGGUUGCCAGAUCAUUAAAGGGACACUAAAGGCAAAUACUAAGUUGACGUGGACUCUUUAAAUACCGUUGCAGCAAGCUUACAAUGUUUGUUUCGUGCUAAGCAAAGUGCAUCUUAAGGGUCUGAAUAGCUUUAUCACAUUUCGAAUCUCCCGCCAUCCAACCGGUGGAGUGGUGACUUUGCAAAUGCCAUCACCACCCUUUGCUGCCAUCGGUGAGUAAAACGGCACCCGACAGACGGCGAUACUGAGCCAAGACAGAACGGUGGAUUUGCCGCUGCAUCUGUUGUUUGGUCAUGUUGUGUAGACCAUUCGGGCAUCCCGCGGCAGCACAUGGAAGUUGAAUUCUUUGCUACUUGCAGUUUGUGCGAGUGUCGCGAGCCAGCAAAACAAGCGCAGCAAUCAGGAAACUACUGAAAUGCUAAGGCAUGAGCGGCGCUGCGAAAACAAAACCAUUCUACUGACCGAGUCGUCGUCAAGGGUAAUUUCAUUGGUCUAAACAUGAAAUAGAACUAGACAAGUUGCAUUUUAUUUCGUCUUAUAGAUAUAAUGCAAGGAUGUUUUGUGCAAUGAGUGGUUGCCUACUAGUGACAGAAUUUAACUGAGGAGUGCUUUUGUCAUCAGGCAAGUGCUUGAAUGUCCCGGGGGAGUCUCUAAUCAUGUCCUGCAUUUGCCUCAAUUAUUAAGGCCCUGUUUGCGGUAAUAUUGAUGCCUUAGAGAUUCUCGAGCACUAAUCUAUCACUAUAGCUUGAUUUAGUAUUUGCCUUUAGUGUCCCUUUAACAGUGACCAUACAUACGUACAAACUUAAUUUUGCCUUAGCGCUCCCACAGCGGGUAGUGUAGUGCCUGUCCAGAUUUGUAAUGCCACAUGUGAAACAAUUUUUUUUUUUAAUUCAGAGGCUUUAAUAGCUAUAUUAGUUUGAUAUCAGCCAGUCCUUAAAGAACAAGACAAGGUUUAACAGGGUGGGGAUGUCCUUUUUCAUUUAUUGUGUUUUGCUGCUUUUAAUUUUCUUCAAAAUUCAGAUCUUUCAGCGCUGUCAAAUGCAUGCAGACUGCAGUGCAGUAACUGCAGAUGCAGUAACUGCUGCUAACAGCUCUCGAUAAAUUAUAGAGUAUAAAGUCAAGGUAAACAGAUUGUUACUAUAUCAUGCCCCAGGCCUCCGCUCUGUCCAUUGGCAAUGCAUGGCCUUCGAGAUUGGAUGGGUGAAGCGUGCCUUUGGCAUUGCAAGUCAUGGGUCAUUCUGAAAUGUCGGUUCUUCUUCAGGCUUGGUCAGUGACCACUAUUCACUUCAAGCCAUGCCUAUCCAGGCAAACUUUUGUCGCACCUUUGAUUCUUUGUGUUUGCACUUUGGGAAGCUUGUGCAGAGAGAAAAAGAGAAAAUUAACUUUAAUGAAAAGGAUGGCUCAGUAGCCUAAGGAGGAGGGAGUAUCAAUGGUGGGGAUCGUAAAACAAACAAAAAAAUAUAAAAGGAACUACACGUUCAUAACCUGCUGGUCAAGCCGGCCUUGCUCUCCCACUCCCACAAAGAGUUGAUAGUUUGCCGGACGCAGGCCUGAGGGGGUGGCGUGGUCUAUGCCGCGCAAGGUCAGCAUUCUGAUUUGUUCAGUGCGGCCUGCCUCAUUGGACGUCUCCUUGUACUAGCUGUCCUUGUUUGCCGCUUUGUGAUGUGCUUUGAGUGGCGUUUAGCUGUUGUCGUCUGCUCAGUGUUACUCUUGCAGGUCAGUGGAGGAGAAAGCGAGAUCGGUAGUGUAAAAAAAAACAGCUUUAAGCCACAUUGUCUGGUUGUUCGUCGUUCAUAAAACUAGGCGUCCUUGUGUAUCAUCAUUCGAGUUCAAAACGUGCUCUUAACAUUGCGGUGGAUUACGCGCUGGAAACUUACGGUUAUUCAGCCACUUUUAUUGCACAAACACCAUUCAUUCCCAGGGUUGUAGGAGGUGAAGGGUUAUAACCUUGCAGUGGCAGGAGGGUAAUGAGUUAUUUGGUGGCUUAGUUUAGCGUUGUCUGUUGGCCGUUGAUAAUUGAAAAACGAAGUUCAGAGGAGAGGCAAAUCAUUAAGAAUUUCCAUUCCCUGCGGUCAUUGAUACACGCACUCUUCUCUGCGCAAAUUUUUACUUUUUUUUUCUUUUUAUUCUUCUCUCUCUCUUUUUUUUUUUUUCACGCCGUCAGCGCUGCUCGAAGAAGAAGGAGAUCGUGUAAAAGAAUCUUUUAGCCAAGUAGUCCACGAGGGUUUGUUUAGCCACCUGACAUUAUUAGCGACUCCACAUCACUGCAAACGACAUUUUCGGGGCAUUCUGUUUGCCAGCGAGAUGCUGGUUUCGUUGCCGCUGUCGGGCGUCUCGGUGCUUCCUUUCACAAACGUGGUUGUGGCAACCUAGCAGAGGUGGUCUGAUGAUAUUGUCGUGAUGAGGUAGGGAAAAAAAAAACUGUUUUUAGGCAUCUCGGGUUGUAUCGCAAUGUUGCUUUGUGAUUUGCCUGCUAGAAUCGCUGCGGUGUCUGACUGUCCAUUCUGUGAUGACAUCCGCACACGUGCCGGAGUACCCCUGCGCACAUGCUGCACAAAAAGGAAGGGAAAAAGAAGCAUGUGCUGUUGCAUAAUGACGAUUGCUGUCAUCCUUUAGUAUACUUCAUUUUAAUAGCGGGUAUUCACUGACGCUAUUGCGGCCCCCAUAUUGUUGUGAAGCCAGCAUAGUGAAAAGGCUACACGUUAUCUUGCUUCGCUUAUCUCCGACAGCACAGUGGAAGUGUCGGGUGUACGUUGGGCAAGGCUGAUGUUUACAGCUGUGAUUUUUCGCGCUUCUCUGACAGGCCAUCAUUUGCAUGUGCAAUCGCCAGAACGCUCCCCGAACACGCAAGGCACGGCUCGUGUUUUGGCGCCUCACGUGUAGCUUGUUCGUUAAGAUUAUAGCGUUAAUUUAAGCGGUACCGAGUUCCAGCAUCGAAGCCCGCGAUGAUCACUUUGGCUACAGUGUGGCGUCGGCGAUAGCAUCGCCAUCAGGUGCGCGCUGAUUGGCUGGCUGGUUGAGCACAAUCGGAUGAGCUGAUUGGGUGGUUGGGCACUACGUCACGCGGAGGCCAUAGUAUCGCCGAGGUGAUCGUCGCUGAACACGUCCCCAGGAGUCCACUCGAGAGCCCUGUAGGGCUCACGUGGCCUCUUGGAGGUGCAUCGCUUUUUCUGGGGCCUGCGCUGGAAGCCUUGCAGAGUUGAUUAAUUAAACUUGACUGAUUAUGCAGAUAAAAAAACAUGCAUGAAAAUGUGCGAUUUACUCCAUACAAUGUACUUGACUAAUUAUGCAGAUAAAAAAGAAUGCACGAAAAUGUACGAUUUAUUCCAUAGAAUGGCUGACAAUAUACCGUUUGGCGCGGCCCGAAUAUAUUUUCAACGUUAGUUUAAAUUGGGACAUUUAAACUUUGGCUUAAGUUGGUUGGGACGCCCUGCGUGUAUAAAAUCGUAACGCUGUGCUGCAGGUUUUAUUAUUAAGUGAAAGGUUUAACUUGGGGGCAUCCUAUGUGAAUACAUAGGAAAGGAAAACGCGUUUUUUUUUCCGCAACUACAGUACUGAAUUCGUUGGUACUGGUGUGGUUUGCUACAUUUGAAAGAUGUUUAUUAUCUAAUGACAGUUGGUUGCGGUAUUCUAAAUUUAAGCUCUCUAUAUUUUUGUAGAUAUUAAAGAAUUGCAAAUUUUACAAGAAACGAAACUUGCAGCUCUAGCUCACUAAGAAAACAAAUAAAAUCUGCAUUUCAUAAUAAUCCGCAUAUACGAAGCGGACACAAUUGAUAUACUAGGCACCGCUGUAAAAUAUAUUGCCAAUUUGUGAAUAAAUCUUUUGCAACAUUCUUAUAACUAUUGUAACAAAUGCAUGUAAGCUUUAAAUUUAUACAUCAAACUUGUCCGCUUUAGAUGAGCUAACAGACGCAGUUUACAGAAGGGCGAUGUCUGUUUUUGGUGCACAGCUACGAAGUUGUACAAUUCGAGCUUAUAUAUAUGUAUUUUUUAAGCUUACCACGCAUGCCAACUUUCGUCAAUGUUUAUUUUUAAAAAUCCAGGCCUGAAAUAAAAAAUUCCGCUUCCUACAGUCGCUAGAAUUUAGCUCUCUCUCUCUGUCUCAAAAGUACAAGCUUUCGUUAAAAUCGGCCCAGUGGUUAUCUCGGAAAAACAUUUCCGCGUUUAACAUUUGUUUGAAUAGGUGGCAUCGCAGUUGGGCCCGGGCUAAAGCUUCCUCUUAGUGGGAAAUACACUCUAAUAAAAGUGACACAUAUUUUCGUUGGGCGAGGGACACCCAGAAUAUGUUUAAAUAUGAGGGCGAAUGCUGAAGCACUUGUCUUUUUUUUUUUUUUAGGCGGUUAAAGAGCGCCGUAAGAGAGCGUGGUGUAAGUAAUGUAAAAUAAACGGCCGUUUUUUGCUUGGCACUUGUCGCGCGAUAUUAAGGUCAGUUCAGUCGACGUAGCCUGUAGCUUCACGAAUCUUGUUCACACUGUGGCACCGCGCAUUGUGCGGCGGUUUCUUGUACAUUGUUAAAAAAAAGAUGUACCCUCGUACCUGUCCUCAUUUCGUUUUUUUUUUUUUCGGUUGUUUCGUGAUGCUGUCGUUUUAUUUUUCUAAUUGUUGCUGUUGUCACCUGCGGUGCGCGUUUUCUCCUGACAUUAUUGAUAAUAAUAAAGAAAUAUUGAACCUGU